Messenger RNA from Aphanomyces astaci, 2057 nucleotides. RefSeq lists its product as hypothetical. The coding region runs from base 12 to 1508 and encodes 498 amino acids. Gene Ontology annotation, cellular component: cytoplasm. The transcript has 12 exons. Lineage: Eukaryota; Oomycota; Saprolegniomycetes; Saprolegniales; Verrucalvaceae. The record is from RefSeq and is a predicted model, not a curated record. Gene Ontology annotation, biological process: lipid metabolic process.
CGAAAUUCGGUAUGGUGAAGCUGCUCAGCGGCCUUGGCUUGCUUGUCGGGGCCGUGUUGAACGCAACACUGGUGACGUCAGCUCCAGACGAAGCCGUCCUUCCCGUGCUGCUCAUACCUGGCUACGCGUCGACACAACUGCAUGCAUGGCGAAGCGAGCGAUGCAGUGGCCUUGGGCACGACGUGGCUGUCGGCGAUCGUGUAUGGGUCAACUUAGCUCAUUUGAUCGGACAGCAGGAAUGCUGGCUAAAGUGUAUGUCGCUGCGCGUGGAAGACCAAGCCGAUAUCAGUUGCAAACUUCGAGCGGGCGAAGGCAUAUCGUCCAUCGCGGAACUAGCUCCAGGACUCCUUACGGGCCCCAUGAGUAUUGUAUGGCGCAAUGUCAUCGAAACCUUGACAGGACAUUUCGACUUGGGGCCACAUCAGCUCAUGGUGGCAUCGUAUGACUGGCGUCUCCCGCCGUCCAAGCUACAGGAACGCGAUCACUUCUUCUACACUUUGCAGCAAAAGAUUGAGGAUGCUGUGGUGCAAAACCAAAGCCAGGGCAUUGUAGUCCUAGCGCAUUCGCUAGGGAACAAUGUGUUUCGAUACUUUUUAGAAUGGCUCCAACGCCAAUUGCACACCCCGGACGCAUACCAGACGUGGUUGGAUUCGCAUAUUGCAUCCUACUUUGCGGUUGGUUCGCCCUUCCUCGGCAGUUCCGAGUCCAUCGAAGCGCUCACGUCGGGAAGUUCCGUGACGCUACCCUUGGCAAAAGAGUCUCUCCGGCAGCUCCAAGUCACAUUUGGAUCCACACAAUGGAUGCUUCCGUUUCCUCGAUCCCCAGACGACCCCAAAGCCAACGAAGUGCUAGUCACGGUUCGGCCUCUUACCAACACUGCGACGUAUACAAGUGAAAAUUUCACGCUGGCCGACAUCACCAACGGCCGGUUCCAUCGCGCGAUGCAAGCAUGGGAUCCUCAUUUCAACGACUUGGCUUAUCUAUUCGAUCGGUACUACACAAACGACCCUGUAUUGAACCCGCACACUCCGUGGACGCGACCGCCCAUCAAGGCAGUGUACAUUAUCUAUGGCACGGGGUUACCGGUGCGUCAUCGCUUCACAUUGACCCAAACCGAGGUCGGGCGGUGGGAAACGUCGUUGGUUUCUGCAGAAGCCCCCGAUCCGACCACGUGCUUCAAGACGGGCGACGGCACCGUCGGGUACGACUCGUUAUCAUGGGGCCAUACCUGGCUUGGAAACCCGGGCGAUGUGAUCGGAAUCACUCGCAUCCCCCAAGCUCCAUACUUCACCGCCCAGGACGUGGUGACCACCCAGUCCAAUCGAGUGCAGUUUAGCAGCUACUCCCACGACCAGCCCCCGCCCACCGGCGGCUUUGGGUGCUCCAACCAGUCCGGCCGCGCCUUUCUCAGCGAUAUCAUGUGGCCAGGGGGUGCCGACCCGAGUAUCACGUUUUACGAAUACACUGACUCCCAUACACACGUACGAAGAAGUGAACUAGCUGUCUAGUUAUUUGUUUAUUGGGUUGUGUUGGAAUAUAGUUAUUUGUUUAUUGGGUGAAAUAUCUUUUUUUGAGGAGUAGACAAGCGUGUGGGAGCUGGACGAGGUGCCGCAUCGGGAAAUCCUGUCGCAUCCUUCGUUUUUGAGGGAACUCAAGCACGAAUUGCAGCAAACGUUUGCCACAGGGCGAGCCCAUGCUCCCAAGGCCUUUCGACCGCCACACCACGACGCCGAUUGUUACUGGAACUACCUGUGGGCUCAAUGUGCGUUUGAAGAGUACUGCCAAUACGAAUACAAAUUUGGCGACGUCACGUUGGAUCAAUCGUGCCGCAUUAAACGGACGAGCACCGGCCCAGCACAAAGCAGCCGGGAGAUGCCGACUACAUUGACAGACGCGCCCUUGUUCAAGCACGUUCUACACGAAUACGCUGGCCAGUGCAAAGCUCUCGACACACAAAACGAGUGACUAGUAGUACUUUACCUUGGAUUGAUUUAGUAGCUAUAUAAUAUAGUCCAUAUACAAAGGUGCACGCAAAGGACCCUUGACAGUGAUUGUCC